AUGGAUGCAAAACAAGAAGAAAUGAAGCUUCUUUGUUUCUUUGAUAUAUACAGAGAAAGCUAUAAGAUGAUUUUAUGGUGGAGAAAGAUCUUCAGCCAGAUCACCCUAACCUUGAUCCUUCCCAUGUGCUUCUUUUUCUUUGUUCAAAUACUGGUAUCCGAAUCCCUCUACGAAAGCAGUACCGUCCGCACUGAUAUAAUCAUAGACGGUGCUGAUCACAACGAUCCUUUCAGCUAUGUAGUCCCCAAUCUCUCCUCUUCCGAAUUCAAGACUUACUUGCUUUUCAAGGCAGGGUCCAUUAUCUACCUCCUCGCCGUCUCGUCCCUCUCCACAUCCACCGUCGUUUACGCCACCGCCUGCAUCCUAACCGGGAGCAAAGCGACUUUCAGCAAGGCUACUAGCGCUUUUCGAAGGGUUUGGAAGAGGCAUCUCUUCAACUUCCUUUGUUCCUGCAUUGCUUACCUUGCCUACCAUGUAAUCGUAAUGAUUGCCAUUAUUGGUUAUGCAAUUCUUGUCAAACCCGGAUCUGCAUUAAUUGAUGUUGUUGUAAAUGGAGCUCUACUGGUUUUGUACUUGAUGGGAUUGGUGUACAUGGGAAUAGUUUGGCAAUUGACAGACGUGGUGUCCGUGUUGGAAAAUGUCCGAGGGUUUAGAGCCAUGAAGAAAAGCAGGGAAUUGAUGAAGGGGAAGAUGUGGAUGGCCACUCUUAUAUAUUUCAGCUUUGAUUUCACUGUUUAUAUUGUGGAAUUUGUGUUCAGGAAUAUUUUUGUGCAGGAAUGGAAUUUUGGGAAGAUGGAAAAGAUUGGUUAUGGAAUUAUUUGUUUGUUGUUGUCUACCGUGUUGUGUUUAUUUGGGCUUGUUUGUGACACUAUCUUCUACUUCAUCUGCAAGUCUUGCCAAAACGAAACUACCGAAAUGUCAGCGGCUCUGUCAGAUGAUGAUCAGCUGGAGGUUUAUCUGAUAGCAGUUGAAGAUCAACUUCCUUUGAAAGCUCAUGAAGAAGUAUAG
Ziziphus jujuba (common jujube) is the source of this 1008-nucleotide messenger RNA. RefSeq lists its product as uncharacterized. Bases 1 to 1008 code for a protein of 335 amino acids. The record is from RefSeq and is a predicted model, not a curated record. The transcript has a single exon. Lineage: Eukaryota; Viridiplantae; Streptophyta; Magnoliopsida; Rosales; Rhamnaceae.